Messenger RNA from Camellia sinensis, 2170 nucleotides. The record is from RefSeq and is a predicted model, not a curated record. Lineage: Eukaryota; Viridiplantae; Streptophyta; Magnoliopsida; Ericales; Theaceae.
GCCUUUAUUUUGCGUAUGGAGAAUUUGUAUAUCAUUGUACAACAUUUUGAGGAUUUGUGGCCCAAAAUUUGGAAAAUCAUAUCUGAAUUGCUCGAAGGUUUUCAGUUUAUUCAGAAUGCUUGAACUAUCUGAGAUGCAUUCUGGUUUUAUACUGAAAAGAGGGAAAUAUUUUGUAUAAAACAAAUAUAAAAAUGUUAGCAUUAGAGAAAUAAUACAUAUAACUGCCAUAUAUAUCUUUGUUUGCUUAGAUUUGAAGAUGGAUUUUUACCUUGGAGAAGAAUUAACACAUAAAAGGUGUCUUCACUAUUUCUUUUCCCAAAAAGGAAAAUUUUAAUUUAUUCCUCUUGUGGUUUGGACUAUGUGUCCAUAACCCCUCUGUCAUUAGGAAAUAAGUACAUAACCCUCAUGUGGUUUGUGGACUAAAGUGCCUCGUCAGGCUUGUUAACUACUUAAGCGGAAAGACUAAAAUACCCCUAUACAAAAUCUCAUUGUGCAAAUCUUUUUUUUUUUUUGGGAGGCAAAAUUUACUUUGGCCCCAUGUGCUUUACUCUGUGUGGUUUACCGCCUGAUAUUUGGAAAUGAACACAUAACUCCCUUGUGUCCUGGCAUGUGUUUCACACUUGCAAUUAACUUGAACGAAAUGCCCGACGGUGCACUUUAAUCCACAAGCCAUAAGGGGUUAUGUGCUUAUUUUCAAGUGAUAUGAGGUAAACCACCGAUGGAGUAGACCACAGGGGGUGAAGUGAAGUUUGCCCUUACCAAAAAUUAUAGUAGCUGAUACAUGUAUGCAUUUCCACACUAGUGUAUGGAUAACUCUAAUGGCCAUUACAUGCUCAAAUGUCAGGCACUCUACAGAUCGUGAAGUUGCUCUUAUGAGUCUCAUGGCUUACCUUUCAUAUGUGAUGGCUGAACUGUUUGACUUGAGUGGGAUUCUUACUGUAUUCAUUUGUGGGAUUGUCAUGUCACACUACACCUGGCAUAAUGUGACUGAAAGUUCAAGGGUAACUACCAAGCAUGGUUUUGCAACAUUGUCAUUCAUUGCAGAGAUUUUCAUCUUCGUUUAUGUUGGUAUGGAUGCCCUGGACAUUGAGAAAUGGAGUUUUGUAAGCAAAAGCCCUGGAAAAUCAGUUGGGGUCAGUUCAAUUCUGCUUGGCCUGGUUUUAGUUGGAAGGGCAGCUUUUGUCUUGCCACUAUCCUUCUUAAUUAACUUAACCAAGAAGUCUGAUAGCGAAAAAAUUAGCUUCAAGCAGCAGAUUACAGUUUGGUGGGCUGGUCUAAUGCGAGGAGCUGUCUCUAUGGCGCUUGCUUAUAGUCAGUUUGUGAAGUCUGGCCAUACACAACUGCCAGGAAAUGCAAUCAUGAUCACCAGCACCAUCACUGUCGUUCUUUUCAGUACACUGGUGUUUGGAACGUUGACCAAACCUCUUGUAAGGUUCUUGCUGCCUCCAUUAAAACACUCGAGCAGCAUGACCUCCUCUGAACCAUCUAGUCCAAAAUCCUUCACAUUGCCACUUCUCGGCAAUGGGCAAGAAGAUUCAGAGGCUGACACGGGUAUCCAUAGUAUACCUCGUCCAACCAGUGUACGCAUGCUCUUAAGCACCCCAACUCAUACUGUCCAUCAUUACUGGAGAAAGUUUGAUGAUGCUUUCAUGCACCCUGUGUUUGGUGGGAGGGGAUUCGUGCCGUAUGUUCCUGGCUCACCGAUGGAGAAAUGUCAAAAAAACAAGGAAAAUCGGUUUGAGCUUAAAGUCCUCCAUACAGCUGGCUCAAAGGCAUUUAGAAAGGUGCAAUACGAUGAGCGAGACAAGGAUGGAAAGGAGCUUGGACUUGUUGAUUCUUAUUAUUUGAUUUUUCUUUUUGAAUUUUGGAUUGCAGGGAUGUCCAAAGGGUGUCACACCUAAGUACAGCUUGAAGCCUCUUGUGCCAAGGCUGUCUGAUAUAAAGCCUGAUAUUGAUGUUGAGAAAAUGUUUUUUUAGAGAUUCUCUUUGAAGAAACUAUUGCUAUUCUUCAUUUAAACUGUUACUACUUUGAUUUGAAUUUGGAAACUUUCAGUUUUAAUUUUUGUAAAAUUUUACUUUCUAUAUACUCAUUAUGGUUUGGGAAUAGAGUGCGUUUGAUAUGUGAAUGUCAAUUUUUUUUUAAUAUGAUUUGAUGACAUUUAAUUUUGUG